This is a messenger RNA of Durusdinium trenchii, 1098 nucleotides long. NCBI's taxonomy places the organism in Eukaryota, Dinophyceae, Suessiales, Symbiodiniaceae. The record is from the annotation of a GenBank genome assembly.
AUGGACAGGCAGCGAUUCUUGAGGGUGUUUUCAAGGUGGUUUCAUAUCGUUUUUGCUUCGCUCCGUGACCUUGCCAUUAAUCCAAAUACAGGAGCACGCAGGAGCAACUUUUUUGUGUGGAUUGAAAGCAACAACCAGGUGGUGACUUGGGGCAAAUAUGGCUGUGGCGGAGAGAGUUGGCAGGUCCAAGAGCAACUGAAACGUGGUCGUGUGAGGCAGGUCUCAGCCUCGGCCGAAGCCUUUGCGGCCAUUUUGGAGGAUGAAACGGUGGUGACGUGGGGCAAUGACACUGGUGGAGGCGACAGCAGCGGUGUUCAAGACCAAUUGCGAAGUGUUCAAGAGAUUUGUGGCUCAGAAGAAGCCUUUGCUGCCCGCUUGGCCGAUGGAAGCGUUGUGACCUGGGGCGCUGCAGACGCUGGAGGGGAUAGCAGCUUGCUUCGCUCUGAGCUACGAGGUGUGAAACACUUGGCCGCCUCUCAGCGUGCCUUCGCGGCCAUCUUGGAGGACGGUGGUGUGGUGACCUGGGGCAAUCCCGAGUAUGGAGGGGACAGCUCUGCCGUCCGCGAAGAGCUCAUCAACGUCCGGGGGAUCUGUUCCACCGAAGACGCCUUCGCGGCCCUGUUGGCAGAUGGAGGUGUGGUUACCUGGGGUGAAGAGGAAGAUGGUGGAGACUCCAGUGAAGUGCAAGAUCAGUUACACGAGGUCCAAGAGCUUUGUGGCACCUGGGGCACCUUUGCCGCCCUGCUUGCGGAAGGAUCUGUGGUGACUUGGGGCUUUCCCUUGUAUGGAGGCGAUAGCAGCGAGGUCUCUGAGCGGUUGAAGGAGGUGAAGCAGCUGGCAGCUUCACAACAGGCCUUUGCUGCCGUCAGGGCUGAUGGACAGGUCAUCACUUGGGGCACCCCGGCCUUCGGUGCCACGUCCAACGUGGCGGACGAAGGGCUUGGACUGGGCGCAGUGGACGUGGUGCUGGCGGCCUCGGAGCGCGCCUUCGCGGCGGUGACGCCUUCGCGUGGGGCGACGUGCCUGGUGGCCUGGGGGGAUGUGAGUUAUGGGGGUGCAGUGACGGAGGCCAUGUUGGAUGAGCUGGAACGGCUCUAG